This is a messenger RNA of Nicotiana attenuata, 513 nucleotides long. RefSeq names its product NAC transcription factor 32-like. Gene Ontology annotation, molecular function: DNA binding. Gene Ontology annotation, biological process: regulation of DNA-templated transcription. The record is from RefSeq and is a predicted model, not a curated record. The transcript has 2 exons. Lineage: Eukaryota; Viridiplantae; Streptophyta; Magnoliopsida; Solanales; Solanaceae. The coding region runs from base 1 to 513 and encodes 170 amino acids.
AUGGAGCAGCUUGGUCAAGAGGGUUUCCGUUUCCGUCCCACUGAUUCCGAACGACUUAUGUUCUUGUUGAGAUUCGUCGCUGGACAAGAGAUGCAUGAUUCUGGAUUUAUUACCACUAACGUUGAUGUCUAUGGCAAACAAGAACCCUGGGAAAUAUAUGAUCAUGGCGUACCCUGUGGUGAUGAUGAGGACAGCACCAGUUAUCGCUAUUUCAUCACAAAGCUGAAGAAGAAAAGCAACGCGAGGUAUCAUCGUUCUGUCGGAAACAAGGGAACUUGGAAACAGGACAACAAGGGCAAACCAGUUCACUACAAAAGUAUGGGAAACACAUCUUCGGUGGUUAAUAUUGGAUCCAAGACAAAUUUGUCUUACAAGAAUAAAGAGUUUUACCCUGAAGAUCAGAAAGAUGGACAUUGGCUCAUGAAGGAGUACGAGCUGUCUAAGAUUCAGGUGCCCGAGCGGCAGAGUGAGGGUUCCCAGCAUUUUCGGAGCUUAUCGGAGACUGCAAGGUAG